Molecule: messenger RNA, 682 nt
Organism: Adineta steineri
Lineage: Eukaryota; Metazoa; Rotifera; Eurotatoria; Adinetida; Adinetidae
Source: the annotation of a GenBank genome assembly
AAGAUUCUCUGUUGAAACGACGUUAUGUCUAAAAUGUUUCUCUUAGGUCAUUGGUAUUUUAUCAAUAGCUAUGGUUGGUAGUGCCUAUUGUCCAUUAUCGGUACGAGAUCCUCCACAACGUCUACAAGCUCUUGUCAAUCAGACUCAAAGUCGUUUAGUGUUAGUUCAUGCAAGUACACCAACGGUUUUCAGUCUCGACAAUCUAACUCUAAAUAUUGACUGCAUUAUUUGUCUCGAAGAAAGAUUUGGUGAAACUGAUCUGAAUGAAUUUUCCAAUGUUUCUGUAACACCAGAAAGUAUUGUCUUUGUAAUUUUCACAAGUGGGUCAACUGGUAUUCCAAAAGCGGUUCAACUGCGUCAUCGAAACUUCACUGAGUUUAUGCAUUCAUUUGUGAAUAUUGAUGUAGUAACAAAGUCUGACAUAAUAAUACAGAUGGCUCGAUGCUCUUUUGACAAUCAUUUGCUAAGCUUAGUGGGAACACUGGUUGUCGGAGCCACAUUAGUGAUGCUUCGACCAGAAGGCAAUAUGGAUCUAGAAUAUCUUGCCAGUGUGCUUGAUCAAAAGCAGGUUACUGUCAUGCAUGCUGUUCCAUCGCUUCUGAACAGUUUAUUUGAAUUUCUCAAAAUAAGAAAGCGUACGUCAGCAUUGAAAUAUUUACGAUCUUUAUGCAGCGGUGGUUAG